Brassica oleracea var. oleracea is the source of this 1116-nucleotide messenger RNA. RefSeq lists its product as uncharacterized. Lineage: Eukaryota; Viridiplantae; Streptophyta; Magnoliopsida; Brassicales; Brassicaceae. Gene Ontology annotation, molecular function: catalytic activity. The record is from RefSeq and is a predicted model, not a curated record. The transcript is spliced from 2 exons. The coding region runs from base 1 to 1116 and encodes 371 amino acids.
AUGAAGUGCAUUCUGUGGAAUUGCCGGGGGGCAAAUAAACCCCAAUUUCGAAGAUCGAUUAGAUAUUUGGUGAAGAAGUUCAAGACAAAUAUCCUUGUUGUUUUUGAAACUCAUGCUGGUGGAGAAGCGGCAUGCCGGAUUUGUUGUGGUCUAGGGUUUGAGAACUCGUUUCGGGUAGAUGCAUGUGGCCAGAGUGGAGGUUUAUGGCUGUUAUGGAGGGAGGAGAUUGGAGAGCUUGAGGUGGUCAAGUCGUCGGAUCAGUUUAUACAUGCUCGAAUCGGGAAUGGAGCAGAGGUGAUUAAUCUGAUUGUUGUGUAUGCGGCUCCUUCACCAAGCCGUAAAAGUGGCUUAUGGGCUGCUUUAGAAGAAGUUUUGCGUAAUGCAGAGGGUCCGGUGUUCGUUGGGGGAGACUUUAAUACAAUAGUGAGGAUAGAUGAAAGGAGUGGUGGGAAUGGGAGAUUGUCUGAGGAUUUUAUAAAGUUUGGUGAUUGGAUAAAUGAUAUGUCACUGAUUGAUAUGAGAUUUCAUGGCAAUCAAUUCACAUGGAAAAGAGGGAAAACUGAAAGCACAUUUCUCACACCGGAGGUUAAGGGUGAUGCACGUCGACGUCCAUUUCGUUUUGAGGCGGCAUGGCUACAACACAAUGAGUUUCUAGACUUGCUAACAGCUUCAUGGGAUCGUGAUAUUGAUACAAGAGAGGCUUUGCGGAGGUUGGAAGUGACACUCCGAAAGUGGAACAAAGAAGUUUUCAGAAAUGUCCAAAGAAGGAAAGAGGACUUGUUGAUGGAGAUUACAGAGAUACAUGACAAAAUUGAGCAAGACCUCUCUGAUGAGAUCUUGGUAAAGGAGGGAGAGCUAUUAAAAGAACUUGAGAUCAUCCUCGAGCAAGAAGAAGUGCUCUGGCUCCAAAAGUUGCGGGAGAAGUGGUGUGUGCAUGGAGAUAGAAAUACCAAGUUCUUUCAUAUGUCGACAAUCAUUAGGAGAAAGCGAAAUCGAGUGGAGAAGCUAAAGAAAGAUGAAAUUCAGUGGGUAUCAGAUGCAAAAGAACUUGAGAAGCUAGCGGUGGAUUAUUUCAGAAAACUAUAUUCUCUGGAAAACAUGGAUACAGACAUAUAA